Limanda limanda (common dab) is the source of this 2107-nucleotide messenger RNA. It is a transcript of the gene cbfa2t3, whose product is annotated as CBFA2/RUNX1 partner transcriptional co-repressor 3. Gene Ontology annotation, molecular function: transcription corepressor activity. Gene Ontology annotation, biological process: negative regulation of DNA-templated transcription; DNA-templated transcription. Bases 131 to 2107 code for a protein of 658 amino acids. The transcript is spliced from 12 exons. NCBI's taxonomy places the organism in Eukaryota, Metazoa, Chordata, Actinopteri, Pleuronectiformes, Pleuronectidae. The record is from RefSeq and is a predicted model, not a curated record. Gene Ontology annotation, cellular component: nucleus.
CACGCUGAUCAGCCACCGGGAGCUGAAGCACAAACACCGCAGACUCCAGCCUGGAAGCCUGGAUCCCAACCUGGCACAGAGCAGCCACUACCGCUGCAGUGAAGGUAGCAGAGUGCAGAAGGUUGGAACAAUGCCAGAUUCACCUGCGGAUGUGAAAACCCAGCCCAGGUCCACCCCACCCACCAUGCCUCCACCACCCCCGGCUGUCAGCCAAGUAACCAAUCGCAGCGCUUCGUUCACCCCCACCACCAGUAAAUCAAUGCUGAACGGAAGCAGCCACUCUCCCACGUCGCUGAAUGGGGCUCCGUCCACGCCCAACGGCUUCAGCAACGGGCCGGCCAUGUCCUCCACGGCCUCGCUGUCCAACCAGCAGCUCCCCCCCGCCUGCGGCGCCCGGCAGCUCUGCAAGCUGAAGCGCUUCCUGACUACGCUGCAGCAGUUUGGCAACGACAUCUCGCCCGAGAUCGGAGAGCGAGUGCGCAGCCUGGUGUUGGGACUGGUGAAUUCCACCCUCACUAUCGAAGAGUUUCACUCCAAACUUCACGAGGCCACCAACUUUCCUCUGAGGCCAUUCGUCAUUCCCUUCCUGAAGGCAAACCUGCCCCUGCUGCAGAGGGAGUUGCUCCACUGUGCCCGGUUAGCCAAGCAGACUCCAGCCCAGUAUCUGGCCCAGCACGAGCAGCUUCUCCUGGACGCCAACGCCAGCUCGCCCCUCGACUCCUCCGAGAUCAUGCUGGAGAUGAACGAACACGGCAAGAGGAGGACCCCCGACAGGACCAAAGACAGCUCAGAGCGGGACGCCAUGCACCCGGAGCACCUGGCUAAGAGGCCCUGCACCAUCAGCCCCAGCCAGCGCUUCAGCCCCAGCACGGGCCUUCCUGCCCACCCGCCUCCCAACGGCCUCCCCUCGCACCCCCCCAACGGCCUGUCCCACCCGCCCAACCCCCAAAUGGGACCCCAGCACUACCGCCUAGAAGACAUGGCCCUGGCGCACCAGUACAGAGACGCUUACAGACACAACGAGCACCGGGACGCUCGGGACCGGCAUCGGCAGACAGCAGUGCACGGCGCUCGCCAAGAGGAGGUGAUCGACCACCGCCUGACAGACAGAGAGUGGGCAGAGGAAUGGAAGCACCUUGAUAACCUCCUGAACUGCAUCAUGGACAUGGUGGAGAAGACGCGGCGCUCCCUGACGGUGCUGCGCCGCUGCCAGGAGGCCGACCGGGAGGAGAUGAACCACUGGAUUCGGCGGUACAGCGACGUGGAGGAGAUGAAAAAAGGUGGGAGCAACGGACAGCACUGCCUUCCUCCUCCUCCUCUUCCUCCUCCUACUCCUCACCACAACUCCUCCUCCAACACAGCUAGCGGCAGCGAGCCACUGCCCAUAGGAACUCCCUCGGCUGCCGAAAGGCAGACGGGCAGACAGACAGAGAUCCACCGAGACUUCUUACACAGGCCUCCCUCAGGAUACCUGCCAGAGGAGAUCUGGAGGAAAGCCGGAACUACAAGCAUCCCGCUCUCCCCAGCACUGAAGCACCUCCAGAACAAGCAGGAGGAGGCCGUGAAUGAGGUGAAGCGACAGGCGAUGUCAGAGCUGCAGAAAGCCGUGUCGGACGCCGAGAGGAAGGCUCAUGAUAUGAUUUCAGCCGAGCGCUCUAAAAUGGAGAGGGCGCUGGCCGAGGCCAAGAGGCAAGCCUCCGAGGAUGCAAUCACAGUCAUCAACCAACAGGAGGACUCCAGUGAAAGCUGCUGGAACUGCGGGAGGAAAGCCAGUGAGACGUGCAGCGGCUGCAACACGGCUCGCUACUGCGGCUCCUUCUGCCAACACAAGGACUGGGAGAAGCACCACCACGUCUGUGGUCAGGGCCUGCAGGGGCUGCCAGGGGGCAGCAGCGUCCCCCCCGGCUCCUCGGCAUCCUCCGGUGCACCCCCCACCCACUCGGAGAGCAGCCCGCCAGGACCCCUGUCCCUGGCAGGCCAGAGCAGUAUUGCGGGAGGAGCAGGCGGCGGCAGCGUCUCUGCGAGCCCCAAGGAGAGCAGCUCCAGCAGUGCCUCUCGCUCCACCACUCCAGCCACCCCCGCCCUCCUGGAGGCCACCUCUCGCUGA